This is a messenger RNA of Phodopus roborovskii (desert hamster), 2122 nucleotides long. RefSeq names its product cathepsin B (gene Ctsb). Gene Ontology annotation, molecular function: cysteine-type endopeptidase activity. Lineage: Eukaryota; Metazoa; Chordata; Mammalia; Rodentia; Cricetidae. The coding region runs from base 185 to 1204 and encodes 339 amino acids. The transcript is spliced from 10 exons. Gene Ontology annotation, cellular component: lysosome. Gene Ontology annotation, biological process: regulation of catalytic activity. The record is from RefSeq and is a predicted model, not a curated record.
CCCGCGACGUCGCAGGGCGGAGGCGCGGCCGAUGGGUCACGUGGCGAAUCAGCCCAGUGACGGGCGGAGCUGCAAGGGUACUUAGUGUUGCGCCCCAGAGGCCAGGUGCUGCUCGGUUCGGCUCGGCGGCUGCAGGCCCAGGCUGCAUCUCUGCGCUCGGUGGGUGCAGGAUCCAGCUUCCAGAAUGUGGUGGUCCUUGAUCCCUCUCUCUUGCUUGCUGGCACUGGCGAGUGCGCAUGACAAACCUUCCUUCCACCCGCUGUCGGAUGACCUAAUUAACUAUAUCAACAAACGGAAUACGACAUGGCAGGCUGGACGAAACUUCUACAAUGUUGACGUAAGCUAUCUGAAGAGGCUGUGUGGUACCAUCAUGGGUGGACCCAAGCUGCCUGAAAGGGUUGGGUUCGCUGAGGACUUGCAGCUACCUGAAAACUUUGAUGCGCGGAAACAGUGGCCCAACUGCCCAACUAUCCAGGAGAUUAGAGACCAGGGGUCCUGCGGCUCUUGUUGGGCAUUUGGGGCAGUGGGAGCCAUGUCUGACCGACUCUGCAUCCACACCAAUGGCCAUGUCAAUGUGGAGGUGUCUGCUGAGGACCUGCUUACCUGCUGUGGUAGCCAGUGUGGGGAUGGCUGUAAUGGUGGCUAUCCCUCUGGAGCAUGGAACUUCUGGAUAAAAAAAGGCCUGGUUUCUGGUGGACUCUACAAUUCCCACGUAGGCUGCUUGCCAUACACCAUACCUCCCUGCGAGCACCAUGUCAAUGGCUCCCGGCCCCAGUGCACUGGAGAAGGAGACACUCCUAAGUGUACCAAGAGCUGUGAGGCUGGGUAUUCCCCAUCCUACAGAGAAGACAAGCACUAUGGAUACACUUCCUACAGCGUAUCUAACAAUGAGAAGGAGAUCAUGGCAGAAAUCUACAAAAAUGGCCCAGUGGAGGGUGCCUUCACUGUGUUUUCAGACUUCUUGACUUACAAAUCAGGAGUAUACAAGCAUGAGGCCGGUGACAUGAUGGGUGGUCAUGCCAUCCGCAUCCUGGGCUGGGGAGUAGAAAAUGACACCCCCUACUGGCUGGUGGCCAACUCUUGGAACGUUGACUGGGGUGAUAAUGGCCUCUUUAAAAUUCUCAGAGGAGAGGACCACUGUGGAAUUGAAUCAGAAAUUGUGGCUGGGAUCCCUCGCACUGACCAGUACUGGGGAAGGUUCUAAUUCGCUGUGACCUGGUUGGCCAGUCCUUAGGGAAUUUUCCCUACCUUUAGCUACCCAGGCUGAGAGUGAGGCAGACAGGACAGUGUUUGAUUCCUUGAAUUCACCUAAGAUGCACGAAGUUUCCAGCAAGGCUUGAGCAACUGGACCAGAGCUGCCUGCCAUCAGAGCUGUCCUUCACAUGUUUUCUCCUUACCUGGCUCCCUCCCAGCCUAUCCCAUGGCAGUGAUCACAGUCUGCAUCCUAGCCUCCCCCUAGACUAGUGCUCUUUGUAGUGCCUGCUGCUGUGGCUCUGCCUGCCACCCCUGCCACCCCAUCCCAACAUCUCCAGAGCACCAUAGACCUAAAGGCUUUGGCUGCAGGUUUUCCAAAAGACUGGAAUGCCAACUUCAUGAUGAGGACAAACAUCGCCUGUCAGCUGCACCUUGAAGCCAGUCACUACCUAAGUUUGUGGCAGACAUUGAUGGCCCAAUGCCGUUCUCUCAAGAAAGCUACCUUUUUCCAGGGUACCUGUGUGCAUCACCCUUGAUAAUGUGUCAAGCCCUCCCUGGUCUUGUCUUCAGCUUUGCUUUUUCAAUAGUUUUAUUUUUUUGUGCAACUCAACUGAGUAUGUGAAAUGAACAGGUCUGAUUAGUUGAACUGUACAAGUUUUGCAGAUUCUCUCCUAAUUGUAUGGCUUAAAACAAGCUAAGUGGUCCUAGUUUGCUGAGUGACCUACUGACCUCAGACACCACAGUGAAGCUAGUCUGGCAAAAAACAAAACAAAACAAAAAACCCUCUUUUAUUAUGUUGUAGAGUCACCACUUUACCCUGUCAGUUUAACAAGGAAUGACUGUGCCAAUAAACCAACUCUCCUCUGCUUGAAGUCUGCUCUCAUGGCCACCUGGAGGCAGGGUGAGCAGUCCUGUGCUGCAUUUUCAA